CUUUACGGCCCGGCGAUGGCGGAGGGAGAGCGGGCGGAGCAGAGCGGCGGCCUCGGGCGGCCCCCCCGGGAGGGGGAGGCGGGGGCGCUGGACCGGGCGGAGGCCCUCAAGAGCCAGGCCAACGAGUUCUUCAAAGGCAAGGACUACGAGAACGCUGUGAAGUAUUACAGUGAGGCCAUCGACCUGAACCCCGCCAAUGCCAUCUACUACGGCAACCGCAGCCUGGCCUACCUGCGGACAGAGUGCUAUGGCUACGCGCUCUCUGACGCCACCAAGGCUAUUGAGCUGGACAAGAAGUACAUCAAAGGCUAUUACCGGCGGGCGACCAGCAACAUGGCCCUGGGCAAGUUCAAGGCCGCCCUGCGCGACUAUGAGACGGUGGUGAAGGUGAAGCCAAAUGACAAAGAUGCCAAAAUGAAGUAUCAGGAGUGCAACAAGAUCGUGAAGCAGAAGGCGUUUGAGCGCGCCAUCGCCAGUGACGAGCACAAGCGUUCUGUGGUUGACUCCCUGGACAUAGAGAGCAUGACCAUCGAGGACGAGUACAGUGGCCCCAAGCUGGACAAUGGGAAGGUGACGCUAGCAUUCAUGAAGGAGUUAAUGCAAUGGUACAAGGAUCAAAAGAAACUUCACAGAAAAUGUGCCUAUCAGAUCUUGGUGCAGGUGAAGGAGGUGCUUGUCAAACUUCCCACUCUAGUAGAAACCACGUUAAAAGAGACAGAGAAGGUCACCGUGUGCGGAGACACUCACGGGCAGUAUUAUGACUUGCUGAAUAUAUUUGAACUCAACGGGCUGCCGUCUGAAACGAACCCAUAUAUAUUCAAUGGGGAUUUCGUCGACCGCGGCUCCUUCUCCGUGGAAGUGAUAUUAACACUGUUUGGUUUUAAGCUGCUGUAUCCGGAUCAUUUCCACUUACUCCGUGGCAAUCACGAGACGGAUAACAUGAACCAGAUCUACGGGUUCGAGGGGGAAGUGAAAGCCAAAUACACAGCCCAGAUGUUUGCGCUUUUCAGCGAGGUCUUUGAGUGGCUGCCCCUGGCGCAAUGCAUCAAUGGCAAAGUGUUGAUAAUGCACGGCGGGCUCUUCAGUGAAGACGGGGUCACGUUGGAUGACAUCCGGAAGAUCGAGAGGAAUCGGCAGCCUCCAGAUUCAGGUCCCAUGUGCGACUUGCUCUGGUCUGACCCACAGCCUCAGAAUGGCCGGUCGGUCAGCAAGCGCGGCGUUAGCUGUCAGUUCGGGCCCGACGUCACCAACAGCUUCCUGGAGCGGAACCAGCUAGAUUACAUCAUCCGGAGCCACGAGGUCAAGCCCGAGGGCUAUGAGGUGACGCACGAGGGCAAGUGCAUCACCGUCUUCUCGGCACCCAACUACUGCGACCAGAUGGGGAAUAAAGGUUCAUACAUCCACCUGCGGGGGUCGGACCUGCGCCCCGAAUUCCACCAGUUCACAGCCGUGCCUCACCCGAACGUCAAACCGAUGGCCUACGCCAACACCCUCCUCCAGCUGGGGAUGAUGUAACUUCCCCUGUCACCACCGCCCCCGCCUGGAGGCCCCUCAUGCUAAGCAGAGACGGUCCCUCAGCCUUUUUACAUUCUUCCACCAUCAGCCCGGGCUGCCCAGGCGCCGGAGCGUCCAUCACGAGGGCGGGGAGGGGGGGUUGCUGUGGUUCUCUUCCCCCCACACCGAGCCCAUUUGUAGUGUUGCCGUGAGCUGGUGCCGCGCAGCCGAGAGGCAAGAGUAUUUUUUUUUUUUUAAUAUAUUGGAAAGAUUGUAUUUAUUCCCAGGGCUCGCUCAGCCUCCAGCCUGGAGCAGAGAGGCCGCUGGGCCCAAGCCGGCUCUGUCUGCGGCCCGAUCUCUCCCAACAGACGGUAUUGGCUUGUAGGGUGGAGCGCGGAGGCCUCCCCUCCCUUCCCCAAGUGCUCUGGUUUUGAGGCAUGUCUCUGAUGAGUGGUCUCUAGGCUUGGGGGUUUCAGGAGAGGCGAGGGGGCUAGGUGAGGUCAGAGAUUAGGAUCAGGUCAUGAGCAGAAGCAAGGUGUCGACGUGCGGGGGGGUCCCAUCCAUAGUCAUCCUCUCCCUCUGCAUCAGAAACCCAGGGUGGGCAGGUAGGGCUCUGCUGUCACCAGCUUCGGAGGCACUUCCUGUGUCAGCUCAGAGAGGCGGGCGAGAGCUGGGCACAGGAGGGAUCUCUGAUUGCAUCCCUAGAGGAAUGCGGUGCUCGGUGGAGCUGGGCCCGGGACCCCUAGUUGCCAAUCUGACAAGAGGGCUCUAAUGCUGAGACCUGGGCCCCAGGACCCUUGGCUGCCAGUCUUUCGGGUGCUCUCAAAUACUGGGAUCUGGCUCCCAGGACCCCUGGCUGCUGAUCUGUGGGGCCAGGACCCCUAACUGCUUGCAUCUGGGGCUGGAACCCCUGGCUGCUGGGAUAUGGGUCCCAGGACCCCCAGCUGCUAGUCUGACCAGAGGUCUCUAAUACCAAGACCUGGGCCCCGGGACCUCUGGUUGCUGGGAUCUGGGCCCUGGGACCCCUGGCUGCCGGGAUCUGGGCCAUGAGACCUCUGGCUGCCAGUCUCACAGGACCUCCCUAAUCUGAGUCCCAGGACCCCUGGCUGCCAGGAUCUGGAUCCAGGACCCCUGGGUGCUGGGAUCUUGGUCCCAGGACCACCAGCUGCCAGUCUCACAGGAGCGCUCUCACCCUGGGGUGCCCCUCUUCUAGGUCCCCUGUGAGCUCUGAUCGUAGCUCCCGGCUGCAGAGGACAGGGGCAGCAUACACCCCUCCCUUCCCACAAGCCAUUCCUCCUCCCUGGGCAUCUGCCUCUAGCCCUCCACAGCCAAGAAGUAAGGUUAAGAGUUUGUCACAGUUUGUUUAGUAAAAGCCAAGGCCAGGCCACAGGCAAUAAACACGAAUUCACAGAGCCCUGUGACCCGGCCCUGGCUUUCACCCAACAGAACUGUGACAAAAUGGGGCUGACGGGUGGGAUGAGAGUCUGAGCCCUGCUAUGGGGGAGGAAAGGGGGAGGUCUGCAGCGGCUGGGAGAUGGGGGGACCCCCCCCCCAUGGUGGCUCAGAGCUCCAGGGGACCUUCUGCUUGCUGACAGCUGAAGUCCCACCGCCCAAGGGCUGAAGCGGAAAAUGUCCCGGAGGUCUCGGGAAGUCCUGGAAUCCGUGACCUAAUCUUAGCCUUACAGAUAAGCAAUAGGUGUGUGGGUGUUGUGCUGGCAGAGGCCCAGUCCAACUCAUGCCAGGAGUGUGUGGGUGUGUGUGUGUGUGUGUAGCAGGGACAGUGGAGGGGCACCAGACUGGAUUUUGUGGGGUGAUUUACCCCAGUUGCCCACCCCCACCUUUGCCCCCUUCUCUCAGCCUGGGGAGCAUCGGGCACCUCCUCGAGGGAGCGCGACCGGCCUUUUGUGCCACAUGCGCAGGCCAGCAGCAGAUGCGUCCAAAGCACUUGGGUGUCUCCGUGUGCACCACCGGAUCCAGGAGCUCGCCCCCCACCGCCACCUCUCGAGCUAUUUUACUGUCUGUAAUUAAAGAUGUUAAAAUAAAGUAAUUAUUAUAAGCCUUGCA
Molecule: messenger RNA, 3558 nt
Organism: Chelonoidis abingdonii (Abingdon island giant tortoise)
Lineage: Eukaryota; Metazoa; Chordata; Testudines; Testudinidae
Gene: PPP5C
Product: protein phosphatase 5 catalytic subunit
Molecular function (GO): protein binding; hydrolase activity
Source: RefSeq, a predicted model, not a curated record